Messenger RNA from Plodia interpunctella (Indianmeal moth), 3928 nucleotides. RefSeq lists its product as uncharacterized. Gene Ontology annotation, molecular function: alpha,alpha-trehalase activity. The record is from RefSeq and is a predicted model, not a curated record. Bases 220 to 3720 code for a protein of 1166 amino acids. NCBI's taxonomy places the organism in Eukaryota, Metazoa, Arthropoda, Insecta, Lepidoptera, Pyralidae. The transcript is spliced from 3 exons. Gene Ontology annotation, biological process: trehalose catabolic process.
AAAGUUUAGCCGGUCGCUAUCCGCGAAGCCCACAGUAAGUUGUCAUCAUUCGAAUAAAACACACGUGUCGACUCCAUUCGAAUAAUGUUCCGAUAAAUCUUAUCACAUCACUAACUAAUCUCGACGGCCAGUGCGUGCAUUUAAAAAUAUAUGACGGAAUAAACGUUAUUCCAAAUUUGAAGUUUUGAUAUCUAACAAGUUGAGAAAAAAAUCUGCUUUAUGAUGUGGCAGUUACUUUUCCUGGCGCUGGCGACCGCCAGCGACCUCCCCCCCUCAUGCGACCGACCAGUCUACUGCGACAGCGCCCUACUCCACCAUGUCCAAAUGGCGCGAGUCUUCUCUGAUUCCAAGACUUUCGUCGAUUACGAGAUGAGAUACGAUCAAGAAACGACUCUGGCCGCAUUCGAUCAACUACUCAAGGACACCAACGACAAACCCGAUCGAGAUCAAUUGAGACAAUUCGUUGAUAUGUACUUCAAUAAUGACACUACUACCGAAUUGGAAAACUGGAUGCCGACUGACUACACCGAAAACCCUGAGUUUCUUAACAGCAUUGCUGAUGAAGAUCUAAGGAAAUUCGGGAAAGAUAUCAAUGAUAUAUGGCCUAUACUCGGAAAGAAAGUUACGGCAAAGGUUUUCGAGAAUCCUGACAGACACAGCUUGAUACCAGUCAGUCACGGAUUCAUCAUCCCUGGAGGGAGAUUCAAGGAACUUUAUUACUGGGACACGUAUUGGAUCAUUGAAGGUCUGCUGGUAAGCGGCAUGACUGAUACUGUUAAAAAUGUCAUAGAAAAUCUUAUGGAAUUGGUGGAGAAGGUUGGACAUAUCCCUAACGGGAGCAGAUGGUACUAUCAGCAAAGAAGUCAGCCCCCUCUACUCACAGCCAUGGUGGCCGCAUAUUUCGAACAAACAAGUGAUACUGAAUUCUUAGCAAAUAAAAUUGAUAUUCUCGAAAAGGAAAUAAAAUAUUGGCUUGAUACACAAAUUGUCGCCUUUGAAAAAGAUGGCAGAACCUAUACAUUGCUCAGAUAUUACGCUCCGAGUGAGGGUCCACGACCAGAAUCCUAUUACGAAGAUUAUACGAACGCGCAAAAAUUCGAAACAGAAGAUAGAAAAAGAGAAUUUUACGUCGAUCUAAAAAGUGCUGCGGAAAGCGGUUGGGACUUCUCAUCUCGUUGGUUCAUUGAACAAGAUGGCAGCAAUGAUGGUGACUUAACCAUGAUCCACACAAAAGAUUUGAUUCCUGUCGACUUGAAUGCGAUUUUCGCUAACGCUCUAAACAACAUGGCGUAUUUCAAAGCUGUGUUGAAAAGGCCUAACGAAGCAGCACACUGGGGUUACUUAGCUAGGCAGUGGAGGAGUUCUAUUGAGGAUGUUUUGUGGGACGAAGAGGGCGGGGUGUGGUUUGAUUACGACAUGAGUCACAAGAAGCACCGUAAAUAUUUCUUCGCUAGUAACAUUGCGCCUUUGUGGAUGGGAGCCAUCGAAGACAGCUUCUUAGAAAAGCACGCUCACCGUGUGGUAAAGUACUUGCGUAACUCCAAAGGUCUGGACUAUCCUGGAGGCAUUCCCGCUUCGUUGAACUAUACUAAAGAGCAAUGGGACUUCCCUAAUGCUUGGCCCCCGCUGGUAAGCAUUGUAGUGAAUGCCCUAGAGAUGAUCGGCACAGAGGAAGCCCAGAAACUGGCCUUUGACGUCGCUCAAACCUGGGUCCGCGCUUGCCACAAAGGGUUUACAGAGCAUAAACAAAUGUUUGAGAAAUAUGAUGUUCAAACGCCUGGCGGUUUCGGUGAUGGCGGAGAGUAUACUUUGCAAUUCGGGUUCGGCUGGUCGAACGGAGUUGUCCUCGAGUUUUUAAAGAAAUACGGCAGUGUGCUAACGGCUAAGGAUCCUUUAAGAAAUAGCGCCAGUGAGGUCAAUUAUCCUGAAGAUGUUAAGAGUAACGAGAGUGACUAUAAUGGAAAACUUGUUAUUCCAAUAGUACCAAACAUGCCCACUAUAAAACGGAUCUACCCCUUCCUGGGAUUACUGGGCGCGUGUGUGCACGCCGUCGCUAAGGUAUCGGUGUGCAAUUCCUCCAUAUACUGCUCCGGGGAACUCCUCCACAGAGUCCAACUCGCCCGGCUGUAUCCCGACUCGAAGACUUUCGUAGAUUUGAAACUCAAAUUUCCCGAAAACGAAACGCUGGCUGACUUCGCGAAACUGAUGCACGAUACCAACCAAAAUCCGUCACACGAACAGCUGCUCAAGUUUGUAGAUAAUCAUUUUGUUGAUGGAAAUCAGCUUCUGCACUGGAACCCACCAGAUUUUAACCCUAAACCACCGAUUUUAGAACAAAUUUCUGAUCCCAAAUUACGAGAAUUUGCAAAAGACGUUAUUCAAAUUUGGGCUAAGCUCGGGAGAACAGUGGAUCCUGAUGUCGCUGAACACCCAGAACGAUCUAGUCUGCUUUACGUGCCAAAUGGAUUUAUUGUUCCUGGAGGACGAUUCAAGGAGCUAUAUUAUUGGGAUUCCUAUUGGAUGGUGCGAGGACUUUUGUUGAGCAACAUGGUCGAAACUGCUAAAGGCAUGAUUGAGAACUUGCUGUAUUUAGUGGAAAAAAUUGGCUACAUGCCAAAUGGUGGCCGGAUUUAUUAUUUUGGCAGAAGUCACCCACCACUGCUUACUGCUAUGGUCGCAAGAUAUUUCGAAGCCACUGGCGAUAUAGCUUUUAUAGAAAAACACAUUACAACAGUAGAGAAAGAAUUGCAAUACUGGCUCGAUAAUAAAAGAAUGAAUGUUAUUGUAGAUGAAACAGAAUAUGUUCUUCUGAGAUAUGUUGCCGAUGGCAACAGGAAAGAGCCGCGUCCGGAGUCGUACUACGAAGACUACACAAAUUCUCUGAAAAUGCGGGAGGAAAAGCGAGAAAAUUUCUAUUUGCAAAUAAAAAGCGCGGCAGAGAGCGGCUGGGACUUUUCCUCGCGAUGGUUUGUGUCGGCGACGAACAGCGAGCUGGGCACUCUGACGGAUCUCAGAACGACGUCAAUCCUGCCUGUUGAUCUUAACGCUAUUUUCGCCGGUGCCCUUGAACUUGUCGGGGACUUCCGAAGUCACCUGAAACAUCGCCGCGAAGCGCUGAAAUGGUGGAGCCUUGCCAAGUAUUGGCGAAAUGCGAUCGCCAAAGUCCUGUGGGAUUCGGCGGACGGGGUUUGGUACGAUUAUGAUAUGGACGCGAAGUCGCUAAGAAAACACUUUUAUCCUAGCUUUAUUGCGCCAUUAUGGGCUGGGGCGGUAGACGUUGAGUUAGCUCCGAAAUAUGGCGCACAAAUAGUUAAAUAUUUGCUCAAGUCUGGAGCAUUGGAUUUCCCGGGUGGCGUGCCGACAUCGAUACUGAACUCAGGGGAGCAAUGGGACUAUCCUAAUGCGUGGCCGCCGCUGCAAUCGAUACUGAUAUUUGGUUUAGAUAAGAGCGGCGACGAGGGGGCCAAGAAAUUGGCGAAGGAACAAGCAAAGUUGUGGCUGCGGGCGAAUUACAUAGGCUACAGCACGUGGCAGAAAAUGUUCGAGAAGUACAGUGUAUUGCACCCAGGGCAAGAAGGGACCGGCGGCGAAUAUUUAGUUCAAGAUGGGUUUGGAUGGACCAACGGCGUAGUCCUGGAGCUCUUGAGUAGAUACGGAAAAGAUAUAACUUUAGAUGACGACAUGAAUGCCGCGUCUGGCCCUUGCGUGCAACAAAUUUAAUCUUAGACUGUAAUAGUGAUAUUUUAUUAAAAAGUGAAUAUACAAAUUUAUAUAAAAGUAUACCAAGUAGGCAUAAUUAUUUAGUAUUGUUAAUAGAAAUUUAUUUAUACUUGUUUUAAGCGAAAUGUGACACUUGUUGUUUGUUUAAAUGGCGUGCGAAUGCUUACAUUGCAGCGAUGACACGUAAUAAAUUAUUUUAAUAUGUUAA